AAGGAGAACCUCACAUUGAAAAUGUAAAACUAAGUGAAGGGAAGACUAUCAACAGCGGAAUAUUUAUGGGAUCAUGGUGUAGACGUAUAUAUUAAAAGAUAUGCACUGGCUUUAUCCUUCCUGUUUACGUUUAAAAGUAGACAACAAGGAACUGGAAAACUUUUGAACACACAACACCACAACUUACGUGAGCUGCAUUGGGGUUGAACAUUGUUUCUGGACCGCCUCGACACGGAUAGUAAAAGUGUUUGCCAUGACUCCGUGACCCUGCCAGCCCCUAGCCCCCAGAAUCGCCACAGUCGGUUACAGGAUAAUCCUCAAGGAGACGAACAUGUGGGCUUCGUGUUGUAACUGGCUCUGUCUGGACGCUGGGACGGUGGAGGAGAACAGCACCAGCAGUAAUAUGCAGCGUCAGGCCUACACCAACUCAGGCUACAGCAGCCACCCGUCACCCGUCGCACCAGAGCACAUGUGCAAGGCCUGCCGGGGCCGCAUCGAUUCUGUGGCUGGGAAGCACGUGUGUUUUGACUGUAAGAAGAAUUUCUGUGGGCGUUGCUCUACCCAGCUGGAGUUUCGCCCUCGGCUGUGCCACACGUGCCAGCGUUUCUACGGCACCCUGUUUGAGCGGGCUGAGUUGAUGAAGCUGAAGGUGAAGGACCUGAGAGACUACUUGCACCUGCAUGAGGUUUCCACGACGAUGUGCCGCGAGAAAGAGGAGCUGGUCGAGCUGGUCCUCGGCCAGCAGACUCCCACCGACGAGGCGGGCCUGACGGCCCAGCCGCACGCGCGCUCAGCCGAGCAAGAGUCUGCUCCUGCCCCUGCCCCGCCGCCGCCUGCCUCCACCCCGCUACCCUCAGGAAACGACGUCAUGACAGAGCAGCCGCCUCAGACGCAAGAACCAGAGGAUGGCCAGAACUUGUCAGUGGUGGAGGAGACUGUUGAGGGUGAGGUCGACACAGAGCUGCAGGAGGAGCAGGAGUCCCAGUCAUCAGAUUCUGAAGAGGUAUUGGCUCCAGGGCGCAGGGCCUCUCUCUCAGACCUGAGCUCAGUGGAGGACAUAGAGGCCCUCAGCGUGCGGCAGCUGAAGGAGAUCCUUGCCCGGAAUUUCGUCAACUACAAGGGCUGCUGUGAGAAAUGGGAGUUAAUGGAGAGAGUUACACGUCUCUACAACGACCAAAAGAACCUGCAGAAUUUGGUUUCGAACACCAAUGACGGCAUAGAUCCUCCUUCUGGGACGGGCACCGAGGAGAACCUUUGUAAAAUCUGUAUGGACUCUCCCAUCGACUGUGUCCUGCUGGAGUGCGGCCACAUGGUCACAUGUACCAAAUGUGGAAAGCGCAUGAGUGAAUGUCCCAUCUGCAGGCAGUACGUGGUGCGGGCGGUCCACGUCUUCAGAUCCUGAACGCU
Messenger RNA from Chanos chanos (milkfish), 1407 nucleotides. It is a transcript of the gene rffl, whose product is annotated as ring finger and FYVE-like domain containing E3 ubiquitin protein ligase. Gene Ontology annotation, molecular function: ubiquitin protein ligase activity. The record is from RefSeq and is a predicted model, not a curated record. The transcript has 8 exons. Gene Ontology annotation, cellular component: cytoplasm; plasma membrane. NCBI's taxonomy places the organism in Eukaryota, Metazoa, Chordata, Actinopteri, Gonorynchiformes, Chanidae. The coding region runs from base 332 to 1402 and encodes 356 amino acids. Gene Ontology annotation, biological process: protein K48-linked ubiquitination; proteasome-mediated ubiquitin-dependent protein catabolic process; negative regulation of extrinsic apoptotic signaling pathway via death domain receptors.